Acyrthosiphon pisum (pea aphid) is the source of this 885-nucleotide messenger RNA. Its product is annotated as rho guanine nucleotide exchange factor 11. The transcript has 8 exons. NCBI's taxonomy places the organism in Eukaryota, Metazoa, Arthropoda, Insecta, Hemiptera, Aphididae. Gene Ontology annotation, cellular component: cytoplasm. Bases 1 to 885 code for a protein of 294 amino acids. Gene Ontology annotation, biological process: G protein-coupled receptor signaling pathway. Gene Ontology annotation, molecular function: guanyl-nucleotide exchange factor activity; G protein-coupled receptor binding. The record is from RefSeq and is a predicted model, not a curated record.
AUGAUCCUCCCGAUCAGCGACGAAACCCUCUGCCAAUCCGACUUGGACCUCAGCAUGGUGCUCAUGAGGUUCUCCGGCAGGAGCUGGUCGACGUCCAGAUCUAAAACUAACCAAACUCCAAUAAUUUCAAUGGAGGAUGAUGAAAUUUCUGAUCAAGAAUCUAGCCAUUUAGAAGAACAUGGCCCAUUUAAAAGUUUUACUAAAUUAGUAGAAAAUAAUGCACAUAUAGCAGUGUUUUUAAACUAUGUGUUAUCAAAUAGUGAUCCCUCAGCUUUAUUAUUCUAUUUAGUUACUAAUUUAUUUAAAGAAGGCAAUGCCAAAGAAAUGAAAAAAUGGGCAUAUGAAAUCCAUUCCAGUUUUCUAGUGCCUUGUGCUCCAUUGAGACUGACUAAUAUUGAAGAGAAUCUUGUUGGUGAAAUUGAUGACAUUUUACAAAAAUAUUCGGAUCGUGAAGAAAUUUUACGUAAAGUGUUUUGGAAAGCUCGAACCAAAGCAAAAGAAGAGUUAAAUGAACAGCUGAGUGAUUUUCGUCAUAGACGAACGGCUGGUUUGGGCACACUGUUUGGCCCUCCUGAUUUCCAACUUGAUGAUAGUAUCAAUGAUAAAGUAAAAGAAUUAGAAAUAAUUGAAAUGAUUCUUGUUCCUAAUAUGGAACCAUUUAUAGAGGAUAUGGACAAAGAAAUUGUAGAUGAUAGAAGAUUUACAAUUGCAGCUGCACUGGCUACAGUUAUGAGUAAAAUAUUUGGGCUUCGGGGAACUCAAUUUAAUUCUCUUUUAGAUCGUUGUCCUACAUUUGUUUCGAAAGAAAAAUCUCUGAAAGCUAAACUUAUUGGAAAAUGUCGAAAAUUUACUAACAAAGGGCAUCAUUUUGUCGCUCAUCAGUAG